CCCCGCGCGCGCGCCGGCGCCCCCUGCGCGGCCUCCCGCUCCCGCCUCCCGCCUCCCCUCCUCCUGGUGACGUCCGGGUCCCUGCCCGUCUGAAAACUCCGCGCCGCGGCGGUGGAGGCGGCGGCAGCGGCGGCGGCGGCGGCGGCGGAGGAGGAGCAGCGGCGAGCCGAGGCGGCGGCGGCGGCGGCGGCCCGAGCGGGAGCCCGAGCGGCGGCCGGCGGCCGCGGGAGGCACGGGGAGCGCGGGGGCGGCCCGGAGCCCUGGGGUCCCCGCGCCCCGCUCGCCCGCCGCGCUCCGAAGAUGGUGGUGGCGCCGUGCGCCCGGAGGCUGGCCCGGCGGUCGCACUCGGCGCUGCUCGCGGCGCUCACCGUGCUGCUGCUGCAGACGCUGGUCGUGUGGAAUUUCAGCAGCCUCGACUCCGGGGCCGGCGAGCGCCUCGGGGGCGCAGCGGCCGGCGGCGCCGAGCAGCCGCCCCCGGCCCCGGCCCCGCGCCGCGAACGCCGGGACCUGCCCGCCGAGCCGGCUGCAGCCCGAGGAGGAGGCGGUGGCGGCGGCCGCGGAGGACGGGGGCCCCCGGCGCGGGCGCGGGCAGGCGGCGCCGGAGAACCCCGGGCACAGCAGCUGGCCAGUCGGGGGGCGCUGCCCCCGCGGGCGCUGGACCCACACCCAAGUCCGCUGAUCACCCUGGAGACCCAGGACGGCUACUUCUCUCACCGGCCCAGAGAGAAAGUGCGGACAGACAGCAACAAUGAGAACUCGGUCCCCAAAGAUUUUGAGAAUGUGGACAACAGCAACUUCGCCCCGAGGACUCAGAAGCAGAAGCACCAGCCUGAGCUGGCGAAGAAGCCCCUGAGCAGGCAGAAGGAGCUUUUGAAAAGGAAGCUGGAGCAGGAGAAGGGGAAGGGGCACUCCUUCCCGGGCAAAGGCGCCAACGAGGUGCUGCCGCCCGGCGAGAGAGCCGCAGGGAACAGCAGCCGUGGGAAGGAGGCCCCCCGACAGCCCCACGCGAGGAAAAGCGGGGGCAGCUCCCCGGAGAUCAAGUAUGACCAGCCCCCCAAGUGCGACAUCUCGGGCAAGGAGGCCAUCUCCGCCCUGUCCCGCUCCAAGUCCAAGCACUGCCGCCAGGAGAUCGGGGAGACCUACUGCCGCCACAAGCUGGGGCUGCUGAUGCCAGAGAAGGUGACUCGCUUCUGCCCCCUGGAAGGCAAAGCCAACAAGAACGUCCAGUGGGACGAGGACUCCGUGGAGUAUAUGCUGGCCAACCCGGUCCGGAUCGCUUUCGUCCUGGUGGUGCACGGCCGUGCCUCCCGGCAGCUGCAGCGCAUGUUCAAGGCCAUCUACCACAAAGACCACUUCUACUACAUCCACGUGGACAAGCGCUCCAACUACCUGCACCGCCAAGUGCUCCAGUUCGCCCGGCAGUACAGCAACGUCCGCGUCACCCCCUGGCGGAUGGCCACCAUCUGGGGCGGCGCCAGUCUCCUGGCCACAUACCUGCAGAGCAUGCGGGACCUGCUGGAGAUGACCGACUGGCCCUGGGACUUCUUCAUCAACCUCAGCGCAGCCGACUACCCCAUCAGGACAAAUGACCAACUGGUGGCAUUUCUCUCCCGAUACCGAGAUAUGAAUUUCUUGAAGUCACACGGCCGGGACAAUGCAAGGUUCAUCCGGAAACAGGGCCUGGACCGGCUCUUCCUGGAGUGUGACGCCCACAUGUGGCGCCUGGGGGACCGGCGGAUCCCAGAGGGCAUUGCCGUGGAUGGCGGCUCCGAUUGGUUCCUGCUGAACCGCAAGUUUGUGGACUAUGUGACAUUCUCCACAGACGAUCUGGUGACUAAAAUGAAGCAAUUCUACUCCUACACCCUGCUUCCUGCCGAGUCCUUCUUCCACACGGUCCUGGAGAACAGCCCCCACUGCGACACCAUGGUGGACAACAACCUGCGCAUCACCAACUGGAACCGCAAGCUGGGCUGCAAGUGCCAGUACAAGCACAUCGUGGACUGGUGCGGCUGCUCCCCCAACGACUUCAAGCCGCAGGACUUCCACCGCUUCCAGCAGACAGCCCGGCCCACCUUCUUUGCCCGAAAGUUCGAAGCCGUGGUGAAUCAGGAGAUCAUCGGGCAGCUGGACUAUUACCUGUACGGGAACUACCCCGCAGGCACUCCUGGGCUCCGCUCCUACUGGGAGAACGUCUAUGAUGAGCCUGAUGGCAUCCACAGCCUCAGCGACGUGACGCUCACCUUGUACCACUCCUUCGCCCGCCUGGGCCUCCGUAGGGCUGAGACGUCACUGCACACUGAUGGGGAGAACAGCUGCAGGUACUACCCCAUGGGCCACCCAGCCUCUGUCCACCUCUACUUCCUUGCUGACCGCUUCCAGGGCUUUGUGAUCAAGCAUCACGCUACCAAUCUGGCCGUGAGCAAACUCGAGACGCUGGAGACGUGGGUGAUGCCGAAGAAAGUCUUCAAGAUCGCAAGCCCACCCAGCGACUUUGGGAGGCUCCAGUUUUCCGAGGUCGGCACUGACUGGGAUGCCAAGGAGCGGCUCUUCCGCAACUUUGGGGGUCUCCUGGGGCCCAUGGACGAGCCGGUAGGCAUGCAGAAGUGGGGGAAGGGCCCCAACGUGACCGUGACUGUCAUCUGGGUGGAUCCCGUCAACGUCAUCGCAGCCACCUACGACAUCCUGAUUGAGUCCACGGCCGAAUUUACCCACUACAAGCCCCCUUUGAACUUGCCCCUGCGGCCUGGGGUCUGGACAGUGAAAAUUCUCCACCACUGGGUGCCAGUCGCAGAGACCAAAUUCCUCGUCGCACCGCUGACCUUCUCCAACAGGCAGCCCAUCAAACCGGAGGAGGCGCUAAAGCUGCACAACGGACCCCCCCGUGGCGCCUACAUGGAGCAGAGCUUCCAGAGCCUGAACCCCGUCCUCAGCCUGCCCGUCAGCCUGGCCCAGGUGGAGCAGGCUCGGAGGAACGCGGCCUCCACCGGCGCUGCGCUGGAGCACUGGCUGGACUCACUGGUGGGCAGCAUGUGGACCGCCAUGGACAUCUGCGCCACAGGCCCCACCGCCUGCCCAGUCAUGCAGACCUGCAGCCAGACGGCCUGGAGUUCCUUCAGCCCGGACCCCAAGUCGGAGCUGGGGGCAGUCAAACCCGAUGGCCGGCUCAGGUAGCACUGGGCGUGGGUGGGCCGCAACGGAUGUCAAAGGGAACACAGCCAGAGGGCCUCCCACCCUGGGGGUGCCUUUUGUGGGAGGGGCCCUCCUGGCCAUAGAAUGAUGGAGAAGGAAGGUUCUGAGGCCAAAGCAGGGUCUGCCGAUGACCUGCAUUUGGCCAGCUGGCUCCUGGGGGUGUGGUCUUACCUCUUCCGGCUGGUCCUCAAGUCCUACAGGGUCCUUGUCUUCCCCUCCAGUGACCAAGCCCCCAGACGAGUGAUUCUCAGACUUUUCCUUUGAGCAGCAGAACUUUGUUUACGAAGCGCAGUGGUGGGUGGAGUUCCAGGUGCAAGUGAAAUCCAGGCUGCUCUGGGCGAAGCUAGGGAGAGGGGGUUCUUCCUCAAUGCUCGGCCCACCGGGCGGUCCCUUCGCCAAGGGCAUCUCCUAAGGUACCUCUUCAGAACCCAAGGGCUCUGCAAAACCCAGUUUGAAAAGCACUGCCCAGACGGUGGGUUUGAUCGCCAGCCCCACCCUUCGGCUCCUCUUCCUGCUCCUCUGGCCCAGGAAACCCUGUGCCAGUGCUGAAAUGACAGGUCACUGAAACCAUGCUCACGGGCCCUCCCCAGGGAGGCCGCAGGCCCAGGACGGCUCCAGGCCUCCCACCAGCCCUUCUUAGUCACUACACGAGCAGGGAAGCUGUGGUGUGACUGCCAACUGUCCUGGGUUCCAUGCCCCCUCCCUCGAGGGAAAAUGGGCUGAUGAACAUCACAUCUCCAGCCAUUCAUGGGCCAGGAGACCAUGACCUUGUUGAUCCUUGACAGUGGGAACACUAGGGCCCAUGGCCAUGAAACUCCUACAGAUGGUUUGGAGCAAAACUCCUGAGCUAGACAGCACAGCAAUAUCCGUCCCCGGCCUGAGCCUUUCCAUUCUGAGGUCAGCACCACCCGCCCCCCCCACCCCCCCCC
Molecule: messenger RNA, 4118 nt
Organism: Myotis myotis
Lineage: Eukaryota; Metazoa; Chordata; Mammalia; Chiroptera; Vespertilionidae
Gene: XYLT1
Product: xylosyltransferase 1
Exons: 12
Coding region: 301-3171 (956 amino acids)
Biological process (GO): chondroitin sulfate proteoglycan biosynthetic process; heparan sulfate proteoglycan biosynthetic process
Cellular component (GO): membrane
Molecular function (GO): protein xylosyltransferase activity
Source: RefSeq, a predicted model, not a curated record